Ixodes scapularis (black-legged tick) is the source of this 1328-nucleotide messenger RNA. RefSeq lists its product as uncharacterized. Bases 150 to 485 code for a protein of 111 amino acids. The record is from RefSeq and is a predicted model, not a curated record. NCBI's taxonomy places the organism in Eukaryota, Metazoa, Arthropoda, Arachnida, Ixodida, Ixodidae. The transcript is spliced from 3 exons.
UCUUCGUUUCACUCGUUGGCGUCCCUCGCUUGUGGACAUAUUUGGCGUCAAGUGAGUUUCGACGUCUCCUUCAUUAUGAAAACUCGGGAGAAGCUUGAACUACGAUUCACUGAAGACGAGAAACAAAUGCUUAUCUGGGUUCAACAAGCAUGAAAAGGUAUUCGAGUGAGUGCCCGAAUCCGGUGCCGCGUCCACACGCCUCAACGAAAAAGUUUAAAAUCCUCAUAGGAUCUUCCUACGGGACUCUAGUAACGAAAAAGCGCAUGGUACUCCCGAUGCGGAAGGUAAAGGACUGUGAAUUGAAGCGGUGCUCAAAGCAGGAAGAGAACUGCUUUUUCAGCCAGGUGAAUGCGGUCUGGGCUGGACAUAAUUUCCAGGUGGCAGUUGCACUGAUCUUCUCAACAAUGCCCCCUGGCUGGCAUGACUGGCAGAGAAGCAAGGAUGGCUCAUUCUCCUUAGGUUGCGUGAUGCUGUGCACGGAGUGAUCAUUUCAACUACCUGACGAGUAUAGUGCCCGGAGCGAGUCUUCGACUGGUGUUUUUAGCCUCCUUUGCUGCCCAUACAUCAAAAGUGGUCACGAAGAGGCAACGAAUGACAUCACAGAAGCCGAAGUGUCACGCUGUUGCAUGUUGCGAUCCUGGCGGUUGGCCAUUGAAAUGUUAAAGAGCAGCUGCGAGUACCACGAGGCGAACGCGAGUGUCGCUGUUGUCACGGCGUCCCAACCACCGGCUGCUGGAGCUUCAGUGGACUGUCGAACUGGAGAGUGACCUGAAGCAGAACAGGCGUCUGCCACAUCAACCACCGCUGCUGGGACACCGCCAGAAUUGCGACCGGCGACAGCAUUACACUUGUAUGACGCACCAGGCAGAAAUUGAGGGACCACUUCUUUGGACACUGUAGACACACCAGUCGGAGAUGCAUUCCAGGCACCAUACCUAUACAGUGCCACUCUGACUUCAGUUUGCUUGUUUUUCUACCCCUUUCAGCUGGCAGUCGCACUGAUCAUCUCAACAUUGUCCCCUGGCUGGUAUGACUGGCAGAGCAGCAAGGAUGGCUCGUUUUCCCUAGGUUACGUGACGCUGCGCACAUAGUGAUGAUUUCAACUACCCAACGAGGCAUGGGGAUCGUCUUUUUCUUUCAGCAGUGUUGCGAGUCUUUAUCUGGGCGGUGUUGUACCUGAAUGAGUUAAUAAAUGUUACGAGUCAGAGAGACAACAUAUGAUGUUUUCAAGAGUUUGACAAAUUAUCAUCCCAACAUCUUCAUUAUGGAGGUUGCAUGCAGAUAAUACGUGCAUGGGUGUGAAGUUUAGUGCGAGUUAACAAUCAUGA